Drosophila eugracilis is the source of this 440-nucleotide messenger RNA. RefSeq lists its product as uncharacterized. The record is from RefSeq and is a predicted model, not a curated record. Lineage: Eukaryota; Metazoa; Arthropoda; Insecta; Diptera; Drosophilidae. The transcript has 2 exons. Bases 75 to 359 code for a protein of 94 amino acids.
UGGGUUACAUUAGUGUUUCCAAUCACUGUACAUUAGGCACACACGGCUUUGUCUACUACUCAGUCAACCGCAAGAUGAAGAAGUCCGGAGAUUUCCUCUCCCUGCUGAACGAUCGGGAUCUUUUGAAGACGCCAUCGGGAAGUCCCAUCGUCAAUUUCAUAGUGAAACCAAUGAGCAUCGAAAUGAUUACCGCGGACAAGCUGAUCACGAACGCCAGGCGCCAGCGGAUGAUGGAGCUUUUCGAGCAGGAUCGCGCCUGGGAAGCCGCCGAGUUGUCUCGUUCUGGGUUGAGCUGCAUCAAGGCCCCGGACUGCUAUCCCUGCUGCACGCGAUACGAAUGCUCGAAAGUUACGUUUUAGAAAUCGGAACAGUCUAGAAUUCCCGUAUUUAAAAAUUAUAUUUUGUGUUCAAAAUAUAGACAAGAGUUAUUAGAUCAGUUA